UAAAAAAACCUCAGGGACUCUUAUUUUGAAGAACAAUUUCACCUCGCACUUCACACGUUAGCGUUAGCUCUUACUGUCAGUGUGCAGACCUGCGGUGAAAUGUUGAGGCCACCGCGUUUGAUCCACCUGACCUUGUCCUUAGCAGCUUCUGGACGCCAAUGCCACCAUCCACCCCAGAGUAUCCGCCAGCUCUUCUUUUGCACACAGACGAAGACAAAACACACCAGUUCCAUCACACCAAAGCACGCUUCGCUUUGGUUUCCGCAGUAUCAGGCUCUUGCGGCCUGUUCUGAUCUCGCCUCGCAGGAAUACUCGUUAAUCUACGCCUUCCCAGCCAUCAGAGGACUGCGGGCGCUUUCCAGACUCAAGCUGAUACAAACAGGGGUCACCGCCGCUCUCCUGCCCACCGUGUAUUACUUUUACCUACACGGACAGGCGUCGGUCACUCUUCUGACCUACACCACAGGCAUAGCUGCGUUCGCCGCCGUUAUGCUCUACACCAUAAGCCACUACAUUAGGCGAGUGGUGGGGAUGAUGUACCUGGACUCGACCCAACGCAGCUUAAAGGUGUCCCAUCUCUCCUUCUGGGGACACAGGAGGGACGUGUACCUGCCCGUGUCGGACGUCAUGACGCUGGGAGAUACGGGCGACUCUCCAGGUGAACCCAUCCUACGGCUGAAGCGAUACAGCUGCUCCGACACACUGUAUUUCUUCCCCAGGCUGGGGCGGGUGGUCGACAAACAUGGCUUUGAGAAAGUUUUCGGGACUUUGACAUGAUAAGCGCAUGCGACAUUGACCUGUAACCCUUAAAAUGAUGUCUGAUGUAUUAAUUAUUAGCUGUUUAAAAUGAAAAGCAGAUAAAAAGUUGCCAAAAAAGUUUCCCGCACAGCUGUUCUGGUGAAUAUUAGAAUAUUCAGAAGGUGCUUUAGUAUUGACCAGAUUAAUCUCCCCCUGAAAUAACUUGGAGGGGUGGGGGUCUGAAAGCUGAAUGUUACUCACUUUUGUUUAAAUAAGUAUUUAAAUACGACUUAAGUCGUAAAACCGAGCCACAAAAAGAUCCUGUAUUGUUUGUCACAAAAAGCAACAUAUUUGCAUAAAAUCUGCAUAUUCAGUUUAUGGCAGUUUAGCCUCGUCCACUCACAUUGAAGUUAGGGAUGUUGCAGCCUGGAUGACUGUUGUUUAGGCUCCGUGUACCCGGACGUCAUAAACGUCAUAAUGUCAUAAACGGCCCUCGUCCACCUAUAACUCUUUCAUCCAAUCCUCUCUCGCUAUUGUCUUGUCACAUGAUCCGGCGAUGCUCAUGUCAUUUGUGUGUAUAUAAGCUCUGCUAUUCUGAUCAAUAAAUGGUAAAAAGCC
Messenger RNA from Pygocentrus nattereri (red-bellied piranha), 1356 nucleotides. RefSeq names its product transmembrane protein 186 (gene tmem186). NCBI's taxonomy places the organism in Eukaryota, Metazoa, Chordata, Actinopteri, Characiformes, Serrasalmidae. Gene Ontology annotation, cellular component: mitochondrion. The transcript is spliced from 2 exons. The record is from RefSeq and is a predicted model, not a curated record. The coding region runs from base 100 to 777 and encodes 225 amino acids.